CCUGAACAAAUUGACACCCUGAUCUAAGUCGUUACGCACGCACACGCCCACACACGCACAUUUGCUGGAGUGUCUCCCGUUCCGCGUAAAGACUCCAUCUGUGUCCAGUGCACGGAUUAGACGCUCAUUAUCCUCUUAACUCUAAAUACCCCCCUCCCUCCCUCUCCUCUGUUUCCAACAAAUCUGUUUCCCAGGACUUGCAUCGGGAACCUGACACGACAGCGAGAUCCGCGCGUAAACAUGCUCGUGUCCACCGUCCUGUCGCGUUAGUCUUUGCGCUUUUACGUGCGAACCGUGGGGGCAGCCCACUCCACUCUAUGUCGGCUCGGCAGCGGGAACUGUGUCAGUCCGUGCGUGCCUCAGUGUCCAGCCCACUGAUCUUUUGCAGAGCUAAUCUAAUCACCGUCGUAGCUGCCCUGCUCUUCCUGGUCGGUUUCUGUUCGCCUCUGAUUGGCAUUUGCGUCGCCGAAAAAAAAAAAAAUAUAUAUCGGUUUCCACUAAGAAAAAACAAAACAAACAACAACAACUCCCCCACCCCCAAAAAACAAACAAACAAAAAACAACAACAACAAAAACAAAAUAACAAACAAAAAGUUUAAUGUCCAGUCGGAUAAAUGUUAUAGAAUGUUAUAGCGAUAAUUAUGCGAUAAAAAUUUGACCGUUGGAACUCUGGACAACACGAAGACAUGGACUCCAGCUGUCAGGACAGGAGACUUCAUUAUUUUCUGCUCUUGGUUAUUUGGUCUUCCGGCGUUUGUGUCUGUGCCAGAGGAACAAAUGUUCGAAGAUCUGAUCGUUUGAGUCCUCCGUUGGACAUCCAGCUGGAAACACUUAACUGCACAGCCUUCAGGGUUCAGUGGAAGAUGCCCCGGCGACAUGUCAGUACCAUUAGUGGGUAUAAGGUUUUCUACACUGAGAUCAGGAACGGUCAUCCACUGGGAUCUGCACAUUUGUGGGAGGUGCCUCUUGGCUUGGACAUACUGACUACUGGACAGUUUGAGGGACAAGCCAGCUUUGAUGUGGACAUUGGAAACCUAAAGGUGAACACUAAGUACAGAGUCAGUGUUGGAGCAUACGGCUGGGCAGGGGAGGGAAGACCAAGCAUGCCCAGGGACAUCAGCACUGCUCCACAUGAGAUGUGUAUGCCACCAUCCCCUCCGUCUCAGCCUGUUGUCAUGGCGGUAUCUGACACAGAGCUGGCGUUGUCAUGGCAGCCUGGAGAGAGUGAGGGAAGCUCAUCUGUCCUUCACUUCCUGGUGGCUUACAUCAGGCCUGAAAUGGACACCGAGUGGACGUACAUCCGUGAGCCCAUCGAAACCAACUCCAUGGUGCUGAAGGGGUUAUUACCAGAAACUGAAUACCAGUUUGUUGUCAGGGCUGUCAACGUGCAUGGAGUCAGCCCACCCAGCUACAUCAACAAUCCUGUACACACUUUGGGCACCUCAGAGGUCAGCAGUGGGGAUUAUGGCCUGUACAUCACAAACUCUGAAGUCAGAGAUGAAGAUGGCUUCGAUAUUGAUGAUUCAGAUUAUGAUAUUUACAUGGCAGAGAUGAGUCCAUUCUCCGGUAAUGGUCCAAGCAACGAGAAAUCUUCACACCGUUCUCAUUCGGAUUCACUAUCUGCUCCAAAUGUUAUUUAUCGUACGAACACUAUGCCGCCCCCCAGCUCUGCUGCCCCAACUCUGUCCCACACAACGACCACAACGUCUGUUCUACAGGACUUGAAAGAUCUGAUCUUCUCUACAUCUUCAGAGUCCAUUACAACACCAGACACCACGACUAGUGCCCCUCUCACUACCACCAGAAUUACUUUGCCUACUACCACCACCACCCCAACCAAGUCACCUUGGAAAGGUGAUGUGCCCCGCAUCUACGACCUGACCUGUGAUGAUACUGUGUGCCCCCCCAACAGCUUCUGCCUCGGUGAUCACGACACGGGAGGCUCACGCUGCCACUGUAACCUCGGGCGAACGGGAGACACUUGCUCUGAGGUGAUGGCAGUCAAGUUUCCAAGGUUCUAUGGCUACUCUCACAUGACCUUUGAACCCUUGAAAAAUUCCUACCAGAGCUUUCAGAUAACUUUGGAGAUCAAAGCUGACUCUGAGGAUGGUCUGCUGUUUUACUGUGGGGAAAAUGAACACGGACGUGGAGACUUUACGUCUUUGGCCCUGGUGAGGAGCAAACUUCACUACAGAUUUAACUGUGGCACAGGAGCAGCUCAGAUUGUCAGUGAGAGUCAUGUAGUUCUCGGUCAGUGGCACACAGUGACUGUCUUCAGGGACGGCAUGAGUGGUUGGCUACGCGUGGACAACGACACCCCCAUAUCCGGACGGUCAAAGGGCCAGUACACAAAAAUCACUUUCCGCUCACCCUUGUAUGUGGGGGGAUCCCCAAAUGCUUACUGGCUUGUACGUCCCACAGGGACAAAUUAUGGCUUUGUUGGCUGCAUUCAAAGUCUGACCAUCAACAACAAGGCCACAGACGUCAGACCCUGGCCUCUGGGCAGAGCACUAAGUGGAGCUGAUAUUGGUGACUGCAGUUACAGCGUGUGUGACCAGGUCAGCUGUUCCAAUGGUGGCGUCUGCUUUGCAAACCGUGCUGACGGCUACAUCUGCCUGUGCCCACUGGGCUUCAGGGGAGCUCUUUGUGAAGAGAGUUUCUCACUGUCUUCACCACUCUUCAAUGAGUCAGUUUUUUCAUACGCUGUCAUCCCCUGGCCCCUGGCCCCUCAAAGUUAUCUGUCUUUCACUGAGUUUGAGUUGACGUUUUGGCCCUCAACUCCCGAUGGGAUGCUGCUGUACAGUGACGAUGCAGGCAGUGGAGACUUUCUGGCUAUAAACCUGGUGGACAGAUAUGUAGAGUUCAGAUUUGACUGUGGCUCUGGAGGAGCUGUCAUAAGGAGUGAGGAGCCGAUCAGUCUGAACGCAUGGCAUGAGUUGAAGGUGUCCCGCACAGCGAAGAGUGGCAUCCUGCAGGUGGACAGUCAAAGGCCAAAGGAGGGGAUUGCUGAGGGAGCAUUCACUCAGAUCAGCUGCAGUUCUUCUCUUUAUAUCGGAGGUGUGCCUGAAUAUGAAAAAACAAAGAAGAGGGCAGGCGUAACAAAACCCUUCACUGGAGUAGUUCAAAAGUUGUCACUAAAUGAUCGCACCCUCCCAGUAACCAGCGCCUCUGCUGAUGGUGUAAAUGUAGCAAACUCUGUCCACCCAUGUGUCCAAAAUCCAUGUGCCAAUGGUGGAACAUGCAGACCGAGGUGGGACGAUUAUGAGUGUGACUGUCCCCUAGGGUAUGAUGGCAGGCAUUGCCAGAAAGCUGUGACUGAAGCCAUUGAGAUUCCACAGUUUAUUGGACGAAGUUACCUGACCUAUGAUAACAAAGAUAUCUUAAAGAGAGUUUCUGGAUCUAGGACCAACUUUUUUAUGCGGUUCAAAAGCACAGCUAAAGAUGGUUUGUUGUUGUGGAGAGGAGACAGUCCCAUGCGACCCAACAGUGACUUCCUGUCUAUGGGGCUUCAGGAUGGUGCUCUCAUUUUCAGUUAUAAUCUGGGCAGUGGGGCUGCCAACAUUGUUGUCAAUGGGACAUUUAAUGAUGGAAAGUGGCACAGAGUAAAGGCUGCAAGGGAGGGACAAUCAGGGAAACUAACAGUAGAUGACUAUGGAGCUAAGACAGGCAGGUCACCUGGGAAGAUGAGACAACUUAAUAUCAACGGACCUUUAUAUGUUGGUGGAAUGACGGAAAUAGCUCUUCACACAAACAGACAGUAUAUCGGUGGGCUGGUAGGCUGCGUGUCUCACUUCACGCUGUCCACAGAUUAUCACUUAGCACUCGUGGAAGAUGCUGCAGAUGGCAAGAACAUCAAUACCUGCUCCAAUUAAACAUCCAUGGACCCAAGCAGGCAGAGACGCUACAGUCUCAGUGAUGCACAGAGGGUUUGUGAUUUCCAGAUUUGCCUUGCUGGCAAAACAAAUGAGCACAAAGUGAAGCGUUAUAAUUGUGGUUACCCAAUGACAAACCCCAGGAGAAGGAAAACCAACAGAAGAUGACAAAAAACAGAUCCUGACUCACAGCAACAGCAAAAUCUAUGUGCUUUAUGAAGGGAGAGGAAUUGCUGAGCAUUCUGGAUAAUCAGUCUUUGAAAAGACCCAUGCAGAACCUUUUUUGGUUUGGAUGGGAUUCCAAUCUGACUUUUUGCCGCUGGAAUUUAACAUUCCGAGGGAUGGAGAGUUUGUGAAACAUGUUUUUCCUGACCUAUGACCUAGCGCUACGGAGCUAGAACAGUCUCCAUACACCAACAAGGGUUCACAAUUGUAUUUUGAAAAUUCACAAAUUUAUUUGGAAUAUUUACAAAUGCAUUUUGAAAAUUGAAAAGUGCAGGUGAAGAUAUUUGUUAGUUUUAUAAUGUGCUUUUCUUUUGUAAAUCUUCCUGCAUUUGUUUGUGGAUUUUUGAGACUAGUCUAGCACAGACCACAUUUUUUCUACAUGAGGCCCGUCAGCAGCUAAUCAGAUGUCUUGUUCGUUUGCAGCCAAUCACACAACUGUAUCCCCAUGAGGGGCCGUGUGUGACGUUGAUACACAGAUCCAUCUGUCAUAACAGAAAUUGCAUCUGGAAGCAGCAAUGGAGAACGUUUGGAUGUAACAUGAAUUUCGUACAAGGCUGAGUAAACAAAGCGUUUUAAAUUUACUUACACACAAGUAAGUUAGUUUCAUAAAAUAUAUUUUAUGUAACUAACUAAUGUAUUUUAUAAAACGAAUUAAAAUUUUACACAUACAUUUGUGAAUUUUCAAAAUACAUUUGUAAAUAUUCCAAAUGCAUUUGUGAAUUUCUGUUUGUGUAUUUAUUCUUUUUGACACACAAUGUCUGAACUUCAUUGUAAUUGGGACGUUGUGUUAAACGUAAAU
Messenger RNA from Cynoglossus semilaevis (tongue sole), 4896 nucleotides. RefSeq names its product EGF-like, fibronectin type III and laminin G domains (gene egflam). The transcript has 24 exons. Gene Ontology annotation, molecular function: protein binding; calcium ion binding. NCBI's taxonomy places the organism in Eukaryota, Metazoa, Chordata, Actinopteri, Pleuronectiformes, Cynoglossidae. The record is from RefSeq and is a predicted model, not a curated record. The coding region runs from base 687 to 3872 and encodes 1061 amino acids.